Neoarthrinium moseri is the source of this 2316-nucleotide messenger RNA. RefSeq lists its product as uncharacterized. Gene Ontology annotation, biological process: protein deubiquitination. The record is from RefSeq and is a predicted model, not a curated record. Lineage: Eukaryota; Fungi; Ascomycota; Sordariomycetes; Amphisphaeriales; Apiosporaceae. The transcript is spliced from 3 exons. Gene Ontology annotation, cellular component: cytosol; nucleus. Gene Ontology annotation, molecular function: cysteine-type endopeptidase activity; cysteine-type deubiquitinase activity. The coding region runs from base 1 to 2316 and encodes 771 amino acids.
AUGUCGCGUGGAAGGAGGUUAGCUCCGAUCAGGGUCGAGGCACCCUAUUACCCACAUUACGAGAGGUGGGAUCUUCCAACAACAGGAGCUCUAAAUGCAGGCAUCGAAGAGGUUGUUAGGACAACCCCUCCGGAGAAAAGUCUUCUGGUCGAGGCAAUUUCGAGCGACACUGACCUCUUCCCAUUCAACAAUGAUCCACCCGCGACAUGUUAUCGAAAUGCAGCCCUUGUCGCACUCUUCAACAUUUCGCCGUUCGUAAACAUCAUCAGGGCAAUUGACGACAGAAAAGGUGGUAAUAAUGGCAUAUUUGCCCAUCUUGUCGCCAUCUGUAAUCCUUUCCUUGAGGGAGACACUCCUGACAAUAUUCAACCCCAUCUGAACACCUUUUGGGACAACUUACUUGACACGGGCUACACGGAUCGGAAUGGUGUGGGUGUGAGAUCAUGGAGAGAAUAUUCCGGGACCCCAGCGGAUGAGGACGACUCGGACGGUGCUGCUGAACCCCAAACAAUAUCCCCUACAGCGAAGACAAGCAUAAUGCAUGACUCAACAGACUUGAUGUGGUACUUGCUUGAUAGAUUGCAGUCGGCAAUUGGUUUUGGCUUAACAUACAAUGGAGUAAGCCUCGAAGAUCAGUUCCACAGAUUAUUCCGUACUCAGAUGGUUCAACGGAUUGCAUUCAGCUGUGACUGUAAAAAAAAGCAGCGACAACCGGUGACAAUUAAGACAUAUGGGGGUUUUGCCUUCAACAUUAAUGUAACCGGUGGCAACCGGACACUCUCCCAAACAAUUGCGGAGAUAUUGUACAACUACAAUGAGAACCGCUCACCUAGCAUAUGCCCUGGUUGCAUGAAACAAGAGAAUGCGCCAUCGUAUUUUAAAUUUCUUUACCUACCAGAGGUUUUGUUCAUCGGUACGAACUAUCAAGCGAUUAACUAUACACAGGACGCCACCUCGCGGGUCAACUUUCCAGAGUUACUGGAUAUGUCGAGACUGAGAGACGAUAUAAACAACCCAGAUAUAGUUGCCGAGGACGGCAAGGUAAACUACGGAUACAGACUUCAAUCCAUCAUCACGUUUCCAAGAAGGAACUCGCAAACGAAUGGCCACUAUAUCGCUUAUCUUCGUCGGAGUGGGGACAACGAUUGGCAUGAGCUCAACGACGUCUCAUUCGAUAAAACCGUCAUACCCUCAGUAACCCGAGAUGAUAUAAUGAACAACAGAACUUACAGACCACGACUCCUGAUCUACGUGAGAGAUCGCACCUUGAGCCUAGAGGACCUUAGAGGCGACGGAGUGGCCAUCAAUGUGCCACCAGAAGCUGCAUCUGGCACAUCUGCACCUCCUGCGACUCUUGCCCCUGUCGUGCCUCCAGGUCCCCAGACCCCCUCGCCAAACACCGGCAAUAGUAGUGACUCACUAGGUUACUCUCCUCCAAUUCCCACCAACAGGAAUGAUCCUAGGAUUGAGGAAUCGAGACAUUGGACUUUAAAACAGCUGAAUGAGGUGUUGAAGCGGUUGAAGAUAACGACAAGCAAAAAGGACACCAGAGAUCAAGCGAGGCAGAAAUUCUUGCAGCACUUUCAAGAGCCUAGGAAUUACAAUCUCUAUACCUUGGGCAGGCUCAAGGAAGUUGCAACCAAUCUGAAUUUGGAGUUUAAUCAGAAUGUCACAAAGGCUGAGAUAGCGAGGCUCGUAACACACUAUAAUCAGAACCAGGCCUGGAGGGCAGCAGGAAAUGGCGAUUCGCCUCCAGAGAGCCCACAACCGGCUCCGGUGACCAGACCACCCACUCGAGCUAGCGCUCGUUUGGUGGCUAUUGCGGCUGCUACCCUCGCAAAUACUGACGCAGAUGCCGCUGCCGCCGCGGCCACUGCUUCUACUGCAAGUCCUGAUACUACAGGAGCUGGGACGCUCUCACAAGAUAUUGGAAGCGAUACCGUCAGCACUCCUACUCCUGGUGGCGUUGGCACUGGCACGGCCACACAAGAGCGAGGACAGAUACUACCCUCGGAGCUCCCCCUCGCGGGCGUGGAGGAACAAGGGGGACAAGAGGAACGAGAGGAGCAACAGGGACAAGAGGAAGGGGAGGACGUAGACCGAGACGAGGAGGGAGACGCGGUGGGACGCAGACAACGCGUUCAUCUUCUAACUCGGACGAUCUUCUGCCGCUCGGUCGCGGCAGCAGAAGAGAUCCGGGGAGACCUGGUGGAACUAGAGUUAGAGGAGCAAGAGCAGGACGCGGUGGUACACACACAGCGCAUUCAUCGUCUGGCUCGGAUGACCUUCUGCCGUUCGGUCGCGGUAGAAGAGUAG